GAUGAAUCAAACAUCCGCCAUGCGCCGUUCUGCCCGUUCAUCAUCCCUCCCGCACACAGCUUUUUAUUGAGAUCAACAUCUGCAGUCUUGCUUCAUCUCAUCAACAAAUAAUUCUCUCGCAAGUUGUUCACACUUCGUGCACAACGACUGACACCUGAAGCUUUCCAACUUUCCAUCAACCCCGCUCAACCUAGCAUCCAUCACGGAAAACAUAUCCAUCCACUGACGCACCAUGAAUUUGGUUCAAACCAUUCUCCGAGGACUCCAGUUCCUCUGGACGAUCCUCAUCAUGUCUCUAAUCGGUAACAUGUUGGCCCACAAGGGCAACCAUUCAGUUGUCAACUACGACAUGUUCGUGGCCGCCUUCGCCAUGCUGUCGCUCCUCUACCUCAUUCCAUCGGCGAUCAAAGAAAACCUCACAGUGCAUCCUGCCCUGAACAUCGUCCUGGACGUCCUCAACACUAUCUUCUUCUUCUGCGGCGGCGUGGCCACCGCGUCGUAUCUGAGGGUCCACAGCUGUUCCGAUAGGCAUUACCUGGACCACAACUCUGUCUCCGUCGGCUCCGAGAAGGUCUGCCGCGAGGGCCAGGCAUCCACCGCAUUCCUGUGGUUCGGAUUCGCCUGCUGGGCGGCCUCCAUCUUCUUCUCCUUCAUGUCCGGCCGUGGCUCCGCCAAUCUCCGAGGUCCGAGUUCCCGUCGAGGUGGGCCGUCGAUGAGCCAGGUGUAGAUCAUGAGGCCAGCUGAUUAACACCGUGUAAUGACGGAUAUGUUUAGAAUGUGGAUGCGGGCCUCACAGGUUUGGUGGCCUGUCCCUCACUUGGAUGAUGACGGUACCUGAGAACAUAAUGGAUUGGGGGGAAGGUAAAUAUUGGCGUUGGUCAGGAUGGGUUUGGAAUGAGUUUAGGGAUGAGUUUGGGGAAAAGGCAACGGUCGGACGUAUCUAGCAAGCCUUGCAGCAGAUCGGAUAGUGCCUGGUGUAUUAUACGCCGUUUGCUUCGCCCUUCGGACAUGUAUAGUAAUUAAGUCGACAAUGAGUAUAAUCAAAAGCGUACCCCUUG
Eremomyces bilateralis CBS 781.70 is the source of this 1058-nucleotide messenger RNA. RefSeq lists its product as uncharacterized. NCBI's taxonomy places the organism in Eukaryota, Fungi, Ascomycota, Dothideomycetes, Eremomycetales, Eremomycetaceae. Gene Ontology annotation, cellular component: plasma membrane; eisosome. The record is from RefSeq and is a predicted model, not a curated record. The coding region runs from base 233 to 727 and encodes 164 amino acids. The transcript is spliced from 3 exons. Gene Ontology annotation, biological process: eisosome assembly; protein localization to plasma membrane.